CUCAACCACCUGGACUCCUACGGCGGCGCCAACAUCGGCAAGUAUCUGUCCAGGUGCGUGGUCGGGGCCUCGCUGGAGGAGGUGGCAGAGGAAGAGGAUGAGGACGAUGAGGCCAAGUCGGCUGGAGAAGCCAGCAGCAAGCCGAAGGCAGGCGUCUAUCAGAUCGUGGGGACCCUGUCUCAGGCCGGGAGCACGAAACCCGACUUUGCCGAGGAAACCUACGCUGUUUCUACACGAGAAGAACUCUUAGGUCACCUGCUUGAAUGUGAUGUCAUUAUAUAUAAUAUCACUGAAGAUGCAGAUCAAACUGAGGAAGCAGCUUGGGCAGCUUCUGCACUGUAUGCAGAAGUACAACAUUUUGAGAAACAAAAGAUAUUCAUCUUAGUUUCAACAGUAAUGACAUGGGCACGAAGCAAACCUCUAGACCCAGAUGAUCCAGAAAUUCCUUUUACUGAAGAAGAUUACCGCAGAAGAAAGACUCACCUGAACUUUAUGGAUCAUAUAAAUGCUGAAAAAAUGAUUCUUAAACUUGGAAAAACUCACAAACAAAAAUUUUCAACUUAUGUUGUUGCUUCAGGACUGCAGUAUGGAGCUGAAGAAGGAAUCUUGCAUUACUUUUUUAAGAUAGCUUGGCUUUGUGAGAGUCCUGCAGUACCAGUUUUUGGAGCUGGGACCAAUUUUCUUCCAUUGAUUCAUGUUGUUGAUUUAGCAGCGGUGAUACAAAAUGUAGCAGACCAUAGGCCAAGGACUCACUAUCUUGUUGCAGUGGAUGAAUCGAUACAUACUCUUCAAGAUGUAAUUAAGUGCAUCAGCAAAAAUGUUGGACCAGGAAAAAUCCAAAAGAUUCCAAAGGAAAAUGCUUUCUUAAGCAAGGAGUUAACACAAAUGCAGUUGGAUAUGUUGCUUGUGAACCUGCGAAUGGAAGCGAUAGUCUUGAAAGAGAACUUCAACAUUAAGUGGGUUGCUCAGAUGGGACUUGUGGAGAAUAUUGAGACUGUCCUCAAAGAAUACAAGCAACAUCGAGGAUUACUGCCAGUCAAAAUUUGUAUCCUUGGUCCUCCUGCAGUUGGAAAAUCUACUAUUGCAGAAGAACUCUGCAAGCAUUAUAAGUUACAUCAUGUUAAAAUAAAGGAUGUCAUUUCUGAAGCAAUAGGAAAACUGGAAAAAAUUACUGCUUCUAAGGAAGUAACAGAAGCUGAAGAGAUGGGAGAGGAAGGAGAAGAAGAAGAAGAUGAUGAUGAUGGUGAAGAAGGAGAGAAUGUAGAAGAAGCUCAAGAACUUCUAGAUGCAAUCAAAGAAAACAUGGAGCAGAAUGGAGGUCGUUUAGAUGAUCAUCAUGUGAUUAAAUUCAUGAAAGAAAAGCUAAAGUCUAUGCCUUGUAAGAAUCAGGGAUAUGUUUUGGAUGGCUUCCCAAAGACCUAUGACCAGGCAAAAGAUCUCUUUAAUCUUGAAGAUGAGGAUGAAGAGGAAGAGACCAAAGGCAAAAUGCCUCACUAUGAUAAAAUAAUUAUUCCUGAAUUUGUUAUUUCUUUGAAUGCUUCUGAUGAAUUCCUAAAAAACCGAGUAAUGAAUCUUCCAGAAACUGUUGUUGCUGGAACUCAUUAUACACAGGACCGAUUCUUGAGAUCUCUGAGUCUCUUCAGGGAAUUAAACACUGAAGAUGAAACUGUUCUUAACUAUUUUGAUGAGCUUGAAAUACAUCCACAGUUUAUAGAUGUAGCAAAGUUGGAGGAUCCAGAGAACAGAGUUCUUGUAAAAGAGAUCAUCAAAGAAAUUGGGGAGCCUCGAAAUUAUGGUUUGACAAAGGAAGAAAAGGCAGAACUAGAACAUAAAAAGGCAGAAGAACGCCUUGCCAAAGAAGCUGAAGAGCAAGCAGAACGGGAUCGUAAAGAGGCUGAUGAAAGGGCUGAAAAGAUGGCAAAGUGGGAAGAAUGGAACAAACAUUUAGAGGAAGUGAAGAGGCAAGAGAGAGAAUUACUUGAAGCCCAGUCCAUUCCACUAAGAAACUAUUUAAUGAAGCAUGUCAUGCCAACACUUAUGCAGGGGCUAAAUGAAUGCUGCAAGAUCAGGCCUGAUGAUCCUGUUGAUUUUCUGGCAGAAUAUCUCUUCAAGAAUAAUCCUGAAAUAGAAUGAAAGAGUAAAAGAGUACUGAUACAUACAACAUCCUAACUUCUAGCACUAUUAAAUACAAAGGUAGAAC
Messenger RNA from Alligator sinensis (Chinese alligator), 2200 nucleotides. RefSeq names its product adenylate kinase 7 (gene AK7). The transcript has 18 exons. The record is from RefSeq and is a predicted model, not a curated record. Lineage: Eukaryota; Metazoa; Chordata; Crocodylia; Alligatoridae. Gene Ontology annotation, biological process: nucleobase-containing compound metabolic process. Gene Ontology annotation, molecular function: ATP binding; AMP kinase activity. Gene Ontology annotation, cellular component: cytoplasm. The annotation marks the transcript as partial.